UUUCAAGCAUGUUAGUUGUUCUCUCUCAGGCAGGAUGGGUAAGAACAGAGAACCUGUAUUUUACUGAAAGUUUAGCUAAUAACUCGUUUAAUGGGACGAGGUGCUGUGCAAUCUUUUUCAAAACGGUACGAGUUCAUAUAAGUAUGUUGAAAUAUCCUUGUGUAAGAGUUCAGUUUGGUUGAUGAACAGUUGACAGACGUGUAGGGGAACCUGCGCAUUCCUCCGGCAGUUAUUUGGGAGUUGAAUUUCUGGGACAGGAUUUGAUCGUUUUCAUACAGUGGAUGCAUUCAGUCUGGAAACCUGUCAAGACUUUGGAGGACACGCAAGAAAUAGAGAUGGACGAGAGGAUGUCCUGAAAUGGCCCACACGAAUGGCUUCGAGAAGGAAUUAAUAUCCACACCUUACUGCAACAUUGUCAAAACAACGCAAUCGCGCACGCAGAUACAAAUGAAUGAAAUUAGAUUGGCCUAAAGACGCUGAGUCAAAGCUGGCAUGCUGCCACAGAUUCCAGCCUCUUUCCCCCAUUAAAGUUCAGUGCUAGCACAGAGGCUGUCUGCCUCAUCACCCUCUGCCUGCUUAUUAUAUAUCAGAAUCCAUUUAAUGAGGCAUCAGAAGAAAGGGGGAACCAUGUACUUACUAGUUUUUGCGCUACAGACCCUAUGGGUGAGCUGGUGUCAUGCCAUGCAGCAUUACCCGGCCUCAUGGGGGCACUAUGACGUUUGUAAAUCCCAGGUGUACACAGAAGACCGCCUGGACUGGCACUAUAUGGCCUGCCAACCUGAAGCAACCGACAUGACCAAAUACCUGCGAGUGUCUUUGGACCCACCCAACAUUACGUGUGGAGACCCACCGGAGAUGUACUGUGCUCUGGAAAACCCAUAUAUGUGUAACAACGAAUGCGAUGCCGAUACUGAGGAGCUGGCUCACCCCCCUGAGCUCAUGUUUGACUCCGAGGGACGAAACCCCACAACGUUCUGGCAGUCGACCUCCUGGAAGAAAUACCCAAAGCCCCUUCAGGUCAACAUCACAAUGUCCUGGAACAAAACAAUAGAACUCACAGAUGACAUCGUCCUCACCUUCGAGUCCGGUCGACCCGAGCAAAUGGUCUUGGAGAAGUCGCUGGAUUACGGCCGUACGUGGCAACCCUACCAGUUUUACGCUGCUGAUUGUUUGGAUGCUUUUACGAUGGAGCCAAAGGCAGUGCACCAACUCACCCCGAGCUCCAUGCUGGAAAUCAUCUGUACCGAGGCCUAUUCUACAGGCUAUGUGUGGAAGUACGACAAGACUGUACGCUUUGAGAUCAAAGAUCGCUUCGCCCUUCUCGCGGGCCCGAGGUUGCACAACAUGGCUUCUCUGUACGGGCAGCUGGACACCACCAAGAACCUUCGGGAUUUCUUCACCCUCACUGACCUUCGCAUCAGACUUCUCCGUCCUGCCACUGGAGCCACAAUGGUGGAUGAGAACAAUUUGUCUAGAUACUUCUACGCCAUCUCUGACAUCAAAGUGCAGGGCAGGUGCAAGUGCAAUCUCCAUGCCAACAGCUGUGUGUUUGACAAAGGGAAGUUGGGUUGCGAGUGUGAACACAACACCACGGGUCCGGAUUGCGCCAGGUGCAAGAGACACUACCAGGGCCGAGCCUGGAGCAUGGGCUCCUACCUGCCCAUCCCCAAGGGCACUGCCAAUAUAUGUAUCCAAAGCAAUCUAGGCACCUCAGUUCGACCAAAUGCGUCCUCGCUUGGAGCAGCAAACCGAAAUCAAGCUCGGGUGUGCGACAACAUGCUCCUGCGCUGUCAGAAUGGAGGCGUGUGCCACCACCACCAGUGGUGCCAGUGUCCAGCAGGUUUCACCGGCAUACUGUGUGAGAAAGCCCAAUGCCAGGGUGACUCCUGCGACAAGCUGCAGUCCAGCCAACCAUCUCUCCAAUCCCCACCAGCUGCGCAGACUCUCCCGCUGGUCAUUCCUUCUCUCCUCUCCACCCUGCUGGUCACCCGGGGCCUAACGUCUCUCUGAGAGAAACACUCAGACCCCAGAGACAUUCUCCACGGGGCACUGAUCCUGUUAGAGGACACACGCGUCAUGGCUGAAAAGAAAUGCUCUCAUGAUACAAAGGAAAUUCAAAAUGAACCUUCUUCUUAGGAAACCACAAAGUUUUCUAUUCGAUACUACACGUCAAUUAAAGUUUGCCGGGGGUGAUAGAAAAACCCACUAAAAACUACAAAAACUAAAAAGGAAACAUACAAAAAACUGAUAUUAAUGACUAUCAAUCUUUGUCCUACAAAUGUUAGAAAAACAUCAAAUCAAUACUCUGUAACACAACGUUGAAGCCAUUCGUCAGAUGAAACAUUAUCUCAAGUCUGGACAUUUCUGGACACAAAAGAUGAAACAAGAUGUACUCUUUUUCUGGCACCUAUUUAAACACACCCUACAAAACUGGCUCACACACCGACCCUCUCGCACUUUCCUGUAAUUCUGUGAAGUCAUGCAAAAGCUUCAUCGUCUGUUUUGACCAAUGGACCAUUGGUGGGAUUGAUGUGUCACACAUGUAUUGGUUCAUUUCUCGACAGCUGACCAGUCAGACCUUACUGAUCGAUGGUCAUCUGGUAUCAUUAAAUAUAACAGAAAAGAGACAGCUGUAGUGAAAUUAUGUAUUGGGAUAUUUUCAUUUCUGUAACCUGUACAAUGGGCGGUAUAAUAUGAGAAGUAUUGCCCUAAUGAAGUAUCACUGUUCAUUUGCUAAUCCUUUUGCUUAAAACAUACGUUUACAUUCUCACCAAUUAAACUGUACUGGAGGUUUCACCAAAGGGCUUUGGUGAAAAAUCCUUGUCGCUUGAAGCCCAUGUUUGUGAAUUAAAAGUGAAA
Molecule: messenger RNA, 2859 nt
Organism: Triplophysa rosa
Lineage: Eukaryota; Metazoa; Chordata; Actinopteri; Cypriniformes; Nemacheilidae
Gene: ntng1b
Product: netrin-G1
Exons: 7
Coding region: 601-2010 (469 amino acids)
Molecular function (GO): cell-cell adhesion mediator activity
Source: RefSeq, a predicted model, not a curated record